Molecule: messenger RNA, 4009 nt
Organism: Salvia miltiorrhiza (redroot sage)
Lineage: Eukaryota; Viridiplantae; Streptophyta; Magnoliopsida; Lamiales; Lamiaceae
Product: putative late blight resistance protein homolog R1C-3
Exons: 3
Coding region: 279-3098 (939 amino acids)
Biological process (GO): defense response to other organism
Molecular function (GO): ADP binding
Source: RefSeq, a predicted model, not a curated record
AGAUUCUAACGAACCUGAAACUUCCAAAAGCUCAUCAAUUAUCGAUUACAGUUUCCCUCAAAAUCAUUCCUUCAAACUCGUCAAAUUCAAAACCCCUCUCCCUCACCGCUUCUUCUCUUCAUGCUGGCUAGCUCAGCUUAGUGAUUGGUGAACUCUUUCGUUUGAAUCGGUGGAAAGUGGGACCAAAGCAUCUGUACUAGCAGCAUCGUGGAGUCUUCUCCACUACUCGUUGAAUAUCUUAACCUAAUCACGAUCGAGUUAAACACAAAUUAGGGAUCAUGGCAGCUUAUGCAGCUCUGAUUUCCGUUAAGCAUAUUCUAGAUCAGCUCCAGCUUCAUCCCCGCCCUCCUAUCUCUCUCCACACUCAACAAGCUCAAUCACUCGCUAGAAGCAUUUCUUCGUUGCAAAAUUUUCUCGAAGAUUACAGUCCCCGCGUUGGCAACAACAGCGACGAAGCUGAUGAGUUGGAGUGUCGCAUCGCUGAAGCAGCUCAUGCCGCUGAGGAUGUUAUCGAGGGGCAUAUAAUCGAUCGAAUUCUCGCUGGAUCAGGAUCGUCUAGCGAUGGCGAAGAAAUCAGUUGUAUUGAGUUCUAUAAGAAUCUGGAGAGUGUGAUUGAAGAUAUGGAUUUGAUUGAGAAGGAAGUGAUGCAGAUUAAGGAGACAAGGGGAAAUCAAGGCCAGCUGCGCAGACUCUCACCAACGCCUGCUGGCAUAGGGCGUGACGUUGCGAUGAUAGGAGUUGAUGAGACCUUGACGAAAUUGAUAGAUAUUCUCACCAGUGGAAAACCCGAUCGCCAGACCAUCUCGAUUACAGGCAUGGGCGGGAUUGGUAAGACCACUCUUGCUAGAAAUAUUUAUGAAAAUCAGAUUAUUGAGCAUCAUUUUGAUAUUCUUGCUUGGGUUACGAUAUCUCAAGAAUACACAAGUGAAGAUAUACUUUUAGAACUUGUUCUUUGUGUGAAAAGCAGCAAAGAGAUGAGUAUGGAAAGUUUGAGUGAGAUGAGUGAGGAUGAACUAGGAGAAAUUUUAUAUAAAAGUUUAUGUGGUAUGAGGUAUUUGAUUAUGAUAGAUGAUCUUUGGGAAGUUGAGGUGUGGUAUAGAUUGCAACAUUUUUUCCCAAAUGGCAAGAAUGGAAAUAGAAUCAUGAUCACCACUAGACUAGCUAACUUGGCUUUACAAUUAAGCGGUUCUUACUGUCACGAGAUGAAUUUUCUUGAUGAUAACGACAGUUGGAAUUUGCUCUGCGAAUAUGUGUUUGGGAAAGAGACUUGCCCUCUUGAGUUGGAGCAUAUCGGCAAGGAAAUUGCAAGAAAUUGCAAAGGACUUCCUCUAUUUAUUGUUUUGAUUGGAGGGCUCUUGACAACGUCUGAGAUGACUCUAGAAUAUUGGGAAGAUAUUGCAAUGGAUUUGAUUUCAACUGUAAACUUGGAAGCAACUGAGCACUGCUUAAAAAUACUUUACACGAGUUAUAAUCAGUUACCAGUUCAUCUAAAGCCAUGUUUUCUUUAUAUGGGAGUUUUUCCGGAGGACAGUGUGAUCGUUGCAUCCGAACUCAUCAAACUAUGGAUUGCAGAGGGAUUUCUUCUACCUAUUGAGGGGAAGAGCUUGGAAGAAGUUGCAAAAGAGUACUUGAAAGAACUUGUUGACAGGAAUCUUAUUUUAGUUCAUAAGUGGGGCUCUGGUGGAAAGAUAAAAUCAUGCCAAAUUCACGAUCUCCUAAGGGAUCUUUGUUUGAGAGAAGCUGAUAAACAAAAGUUUGUUGGUGUUGUAAGGCAGCAGAAUCGGAAUCCCAAUGGCAGAAUUAUCCAAUGGCAAUGCCGCAUUCUUGUUCAUUAUUUGUGCAAAUCAACUGUGAAAUAUAUUUGUCCACUCAUCGAUGCUUUUGGAUAUGUGUCACCUACUCGUUCUUUGAUAUGGGAAUUUAGUGAUCUUUAUUAUGAUACUUCUUUAUAUCAGGAUCUUGAGGGCUAUUUUAAAUUGCUUUCACAGUCGCUCAAACUUAGACUGUUGAGGGUGUUUAAAAUAUUUGGCCGUGGACUUAGAAAUGAAUAUAGUUUGAAAGAAAUGAAAUUCGCAUUUUUCCAAGAUAUAUCUAAGCUACUGAACUUGAGGUACAUUUCUUAUCCACAGACAUGGUACUCUUUCUCCCCUUCAUUGUGUCGCCUCUGGAAUUUGCAGACUUUAAUUGCUAGGCAUACCGAGGCGGUCGCUCCUCCCGAAAUAUGGAAAAUGCCUCUACUUAGGCAUGUGGAAUUCUACAGCAUCUCUCUCCCAGAUCCUCCCAUUGAUGGCUUUGUCUUGGAGAGGUUACAGACUCUCUUUACAGUCACAAUUUGGGACUUCCGCAAAAAGGUGAUUAAAAGAAUGCCCAAUAUCAAGAAACUCAAGAUAUGUCAGGGAAAACUGGAGAGUUGGUCUGUGGACUAUCUCAACAAUCUUGCCUGUUUGCAUAAGCUCGAAUCUCUUGAAAUCACUUCAUUUGAAGUCGCUAACCAUUUGGAUUUUUGGAGCAACCUCACCCUCCCACGUUCGCUCAAGAAGUUGACUUUGUGUGGCACUCGACUCCGUUGGGAAGACAUGCCGGCAAAGAUAGGUUCGCUACCACAUCUUCAAGUUCUCAAACUGAAACAUGAUUCUUUCGUUGGAUCUGAGUGGGAAACAGUUGAAGGGCAGUUCUGCAAGCUCAAAUCCUUGCACAUUUACGGUUGUGACUUGGUAUACUGGAUAACAGAAAGCGCCCACUUUCCAUGCCUCGAGCACCUUCAGCUUGAAGAUUUGAUAUUGAAGGAGAUCCCUUUAGCUAUUGGAGAAAUACCAACGCUUCUGUCAAUCAAGUUGGUGAAUUGCAGCACUUCUGCUGGUGUCUCUGCUACAAAAAUACAAGAAGAUCAACAAGAGAACUAUGGGAAUGAUGACCUUCAGGUAGAAGUCACAAGAAGGGAACGAUGGACUUCAAGUACUCGCACUUUCGCACAAAGCACUGCAUUCAGUUAUUGGCUUGAAAACAAUGGAGGCAAGAAUAUGAGACCGGAGGAGGAAGAAAUGCUGUUUCAGCAUUUAUCGCAGCAGGGGUUGUUGGAUUCCUUCAUGAAUGAAUAAGUUGUUCAUAGAAAUGUUGAGUAGAAGAUGGUGUCGAACUUCCUAGGCCAAAGAGUGAGGCUUUACUUUGAAUGACUCAAGAAGUUGACUUGAUGUGGCACUCGACUCCACCGGGAAAAGAUGUUGACAAAGAUCCUCUGGAGAAGUUGACUUGGUAUGGCACUCGAUUCCACUGGGAAGAGAAUUAUUUGUACGUGUGCAUCAUUUCUUGGGCAGCAGGAAAAAAGGUCUGUUUUAGUGAGCAUUACUUCCCAAAAGAAAAUAAUUCGUAUAACAUCUCCAAAACGUCAAUCACCCAACUCCAUUGAUAAAACUUGAUAUUUCAAGGUAUAUACACAAAAAGAUAUUCGUUGGCUUCUUUCUGCAGUGUUGCUGCUGACCACGGUGGCUGUGGCCGGAGAUAAUUUAGCUAAUCUUUCUCUCUAAUGAGAUUUCACUUUCGUCUCUUUCAACAGAUGAUCAAAGAUGAAAGAAACAAGCGUGAGAAUUGUUUUUCCUUCUCUACAAUAAUUUAAUCAAAUCAUAUUUAUAUUGCUUAAAGCUAUUACUCAUUAACUUUCAAUCUGAAGAUUCGGAGAGCAUUAGCUAGUCUUCGAAAAUUUGAUUUCAUCAAAUAAAACAAUUAUUAACUUGGCAUUGUUAUUUUCAUAAUUGUAUUUAGACUUCAAAUACACUGUUUCUAACUUUAAUUCGGUGAUUUUUGCAGCGUCUAAUGACUUAAUUUCUGGGGCACAAGUGGCGAAGAGAAAUAUGAUACUCAUAAUUAGACUUUUUGUAUUGAUAGGAUAGAUUAAUUAUUUAAUUUUUAUAUCAUCUGUAUAUUUUUCAGACAUGAUUGUUCGUAUUAUUUCUUAAUGGUUGUUAGUGAAUAAAAUUCGUUCAGUUAUUUAUUUAUUUUAUUUUUUAUGUUA